ACUACGCAUGUCCCUGGCUUCCUUCCAGUUCGAUCUCAGUUUCACUCUUUGAACCCUGGAGGUUUUUCAUUUCAGACCUCAGGCUGUCUCAAACAUGCUUUCCUUGUCGCUACGGCAGGCCUUGCGGCCCCUCAUCCUAAGAGGUUCGGGGUGUUUAGGGGGGAAAGAGGGUCCGGUCACCUCGGAGUUGUCCAGAAAAAACCUAGGCAGUGGAGGCGGUGGAUGGACCGGACAGGAGACCCUUUCCCAGGAUGACCCAGAAAUGUGGAACCUUCUGCAGCAGGAGAAGGACAGGCAGUGUCGGGGACUGGAGCUCAUUGCAUCAGAGAACUUCUGCAGCCGUGCAGCUCUGGAGGCACAAGGCUCCUGUCUGAACAAUAAAUACUCUGAGGGAUACCCUGGACAAAGGUACUAUGGAGGCGCUGAGGUCGUCGACCAGAUCGAGCUGCUCUGUCAAAGGCGAGCGCUCACCGCCUUUGGUCUGGAUCCAACCCUGUGGGGCGUCAACGUGCAGCCGUACUCCGGAUCUCCAGCUAACUUUGCAGCCUACUCGUCUGUGCUGCAGCCUCAUGAGCGCAUCAUGGGCCUGGAUCUGCCUGAUGGAGGACACUUGAUCCACGGCUACAUGACAGACACCAAGAGAAUCUCAGCCACCUCCAUUUAUUUUGAAUCCAUGCCUUACAAGCUGAAUCCGCAAACGGGUCUAAUCGACUAUGAGCAGCUGGAAAAGACGGCUCGCCUCUUUAGACCCAAACUGAUCAUUGCAGGAACCAGCGCCUACGCUCGCCUCAUCGACUAUUCACGCAUGAAAAAGCUGUGUGUGGAGCUGAAUGCGUAUCUGCUGGCAGAUAUGGCUCAUAUCAGCGGUCUGGUGGCAGCUGGAGCUGUUCCCUCCCCGUUUGAACACGCCGACCUGGUCACCACCACCACCCAUAAAUCUCUGCGGGGAGCAAGAGCCGGCCUCAUUUUCUACCGCAAAGGCGUGCGAUCCGUGGACGCCAAGGGUCGGGAGGUGCUCUACGACCUCCAGGACAGGGUGAACUUUGCCGUGUUUCCGUCACUUCAGGGAGGACCACACAACCACGCCAUCGCCGGGGUGGCUGUCGCUCUCAGACAGGCCUCCACUCCCAUGUUCAAACAGUACAUUGCUCAGGUGCUGCUGAACGCCAAAGCCAUGGCCAGCGCUCUGCUCAAGAAAGGCUACACCCUGGUGUCAGGUGGAACAGACAACCACCUGGUUUUGGUUGACCUUCGACCCCGUGGGAUAGACGGGGCUCGAGCUGAGAGGGUCCUGGAGUUGGUGUCCAUCACAGCCAAUAAGAACACUUGUCCCGGAGACAAGAGCGCACUCACACCAGGAGGACUCCGACUGGGAACUCCAGCUCUGACGUCUCGUCAGUUUAAGGAGGCUGAUUUUGAAAAGGUUGUGGAUUUCAUUGAUGAAGGAAUCAAGAUCGCGCUGGAAGUUAAGAAAAAAACUGGAAACUUGGCCACCUUCAAGUCCUUCCUGCUGAAGGACCCGGACACCGCGGUGAACAUUGCGGAGCUCCGCCAGCAGGUGGAGCGGUUUGCUCGGCCCUUCCCAAUGCCAGGAUUCUCUGAUCAUUAAAAACACAGCAGAUAAUGAGCUGUUUCUCUCACAGUCCACCAGUCUCCUGUAGAACUGUGAUGUCAAACCAUUUAUUAGGUCCUGUGUACUGCUACAUGUCCUAAUGACAACAUAUCAGAUGAUUUAUCAGUCUAAUAUGAUGUAAACAUGUUAAAAAUGACAGAUUUCUUGUUAAUUUCUCCCCCCAAAAAAGCAUAAUAUGGUAAAAUGGUCCUUUACAUUUAAAAUUUUAUAGUUUAACAUCUGUAAUUGGUGUAUUUUAAUUAUCAAAUAUUCACUAACAAUCCAAAUAUGAAAGCUUUUAUUUAUGUUAUGUUUUUGCCAUAAAUGAUGGCUCGUGUAUAAACAGAUACUGAGUGUUAAUGUACAGCAAAAAUAUAGAAAAUCUUAAUAGGAAAUGUAGUAAUUAUGAUAAAUGUCAUGUUAAUAAAUAAACUGAUCUUUUUA
Messenger RNA from Austrofundulus limnaeus, 2056 nucleotides. Its product is annotated as serine hydroxymethyltransferase, mitochondrial. Gene Ontology annotation, molecular function: pyridoxal phosphate binding; glycine hydroxymethyltransferase activity. The coding region runs from base 95 to 1609 and encodes 504 amino acids. The record is from RefSeq and is a predicted model, not a curated record. The transcript is spliced from 12 exons. Gene Ontology annotation, cellular component: cytoplasm; mitochondrion. Gene Ontology annotation, biological process: tetrahydrofolate interconversion. NCBI's taxonomy places the organism in Eukaryota, Metazoa, Chordata, Actinopteri, Cyprinodontiformes, Rivulidae.